Cannabis sativa is the source of this 1913-nucleotide messenger RNA. Its product is annotated as digalactosyldiacylglycerol synthase 2, chloroplastic. The record is from RefSeq and is a predicted model, not a curated record. The transcript is spliced from 5 exons. The coding region runs from base 256 to 1647 and encodes 463 amino acids. Lineage: Eukaryota; Viridiplantae; Streptophyta; Magnoliopsida; Rosales; Cannabaceae. Gene Ontology annotation, cellular component: chloroplast outer membrane. Gene Ontology annotation, biological process: galactolipid biosynthetic process. Gene Ontology annotation, molecular function: digalactosyldiacylglycerol synthase activity.
UCCUUUUAAGACUUAUAAAUUAUCAUUAUUAUUUGAUUAACUGAGACUUAUAAAUUAAAAUAAGGGAAAGUAAACCCAGAAGUCAUUUUUUUAAUCCUUUUCCUUUUCUCCCUCUCCAAUUCCAUUUUGGGGAAACCCGCAGUGCUUUCUCCGGCAAAGCUAUUGUUUUUCCUAUUAAAUUCCACAAAACCUUAACUUCUUCAUCCUCCGCCGCACCACUUCCUUGCUGUUUAUCUGCUCUUCAUAGCUAUUAAGAUGAAUAGAAAACGGCACAUUGCAAUUUUCACUACUGCCAGUCUUCCAUGGAUGACUGGAACUGCUGUCAACCCCCUUUUUCGUGCAGCCUAUCUUUCAAAAGAUGGGGAGCGAAAGGUCACAUUAGUGAUUCCUUGGUUAUCAUUGAAAGAUCAAGAGCUGGUCUAUCCAAACAAUUGCAGAUUCUCCUCACCUACUGAACAUGAAGCAUACGUACGUCAAUGGCUUGAGGAGAGGACUAAGUUUAGGUCUGAUUUCACUAUACGUUUUUAUCCUGGAAAGUUUUCUGUAGAUAAAAGAAGCAUUCUUGCUGCCGGAGAUAUUUCUGAAGUAAUUCCUGAUGAAGACUCAGAUGUUGCAAUUCUUGAGGAGCCUGAGCAUCUUACAUGGUAUCAUCAUGGGAAGAGAUGGAAAACUAAAUUUUGUUUAGUUAUAGGGAUUGUUCACACCAAUUAUCUUGAAUAUGUGAGGAGAGAGAAGAAUGGAGUACAAGCAUUUUUACUUAAGUACAUGAAUACUUGGGUUGUUAGUAUAUAUUGCCACAAGGUAAUUAGAUUAUCAGCUGCCACCCAGGAUUACCCUAAGUCCAUCAUUUGUAACGUUCAUGGAGUUAAUCCCAAGUUUCUUGAGAUAGGCAAGAAGAAGCUAGAGCAACAACAGAAUGGAGACCAGGCAUUUACAAAAGCUGCUUACUACAUUGGGAAAAUGGUGUGGAGCAAAGGGUACAGGGAGCUACUUAAACUUCUCCAUGAUCACCAAAAGGAACUUACGGGGCUUCAGGUUGAUUUAUAUGGAAGUGGAGAAGACUCUAGUGAAGUUCAGGAAGCUGUUCAGAAGCUGGAAUUGUCAGUUCAAGUUCAUCCUGGGCGUGAUCAUGCUGAUCCUAUUUUUCAUGAAUACAAAGUGUUCUUGAAUCCAAGCACCACUGAUGUGGUUUGCACGACAACGGCCGAAGCGUUGGCUAUGGGAAAGAUUGUUGUUUGUGCUAAUCAUUCGUCUAAUGACUUCUUCAAGCAGUUCCCAAAUUGCCGAACAUUUGAUAAGAGCAAUGAUUUUGUUACGGUCACACGCAAGGCACUAGCCGAUGAGCCUGCACAACUGACUGAUGCACAGAGACAUGAGCUCUCCUGGGAAGCUGCCACAGAGCGGUUUCUAAAGGCUGCAGAGCUGGACCAUUCGUUGACAAAAAAUCAAUCAGGAUCUCCUUCCAAUAACUAUAUGUCAACAUCAAUGAAUCUGCAGUGGAACAUUGAGGAUUUAUCGGCCCAAGUGCAUCAUUUUGUUUCUGGGUUUGAAGCAUCUCGGAAGAUAUUUGGUGCAAUCCCUGGAAGCUUGCAACCAGAUGAAGAGCAACGCAAGGAACUCGGUUUGGUUGUGCCUGCAGGGAACUAAUGCUCAAGAAUAUGACGUCAUAGAUGCUCUUGCUGACUACUAAGGUAAUAAAAUCAAAUUAGAUUUAGAAGAAUCAUGCUGUUCAAUUGGAUUUAAAUAAUGCUCUAUGCAAAGAACAUAACUUAGAACUACGAUUGUUUGGAUGUAGUCUACUCGGGGGGAUUCUGCAUUUUUCAGUCCUUGUAAUUGAAAUGUACAUACAUAUUAUUGUUCACACUAUUUUUGACAGAUGUGAAUUCAUAUGAUUACUUAGAAUUUUCGUACAA